Messenger RNA from Melitaea cinxia (Glanville fritillary), 3034 nucleotides. It is a transcript of the gene Prm, whose product is annotated as paramyosin, long form. The transcript has 16 exons. The record is from RefSeq and is a predicted model, not a curated record. NCBI's taxonomy places the organism in Eukaryota, Metazoa, Arthropoda, Insecta, Lepidoptera, Nymphalidae. Bases 90 to 2720 code for a protein of 876 amino acids. Gene Ontology annotation, cellular component: myosin complex.
CUGCGACGCCCGCUCCCGCUCUCACUAGUCGAACGGUGCCCGACCGGUAACGUAGCGCCGACUGCCGAUCGAGAGACGAACCAGCGACAAUGUCCGCCAUGGCGAAGACUUCCAAGUACACCUACCGCAGCAGCGGCGGUGGCACCACCGACGUUAACAUCGAGUACAGCGCCGACCUGAGUGCUCUCUCCAGGCUGGAGGACAAGAUUCGUCUCCUCCAAGAUGAUCUGGAAUCCGAAAGGGAGCUACGUCAGAGGAUCGAAAGGGAGAAGGCAGAUUUGAGCGUGCAAGUAAUCCAGCUCUCGGAGAGGCUGGAGGAAGCUGAGGGCGGAGCUGAAAGCCAGUUCGAGAUCAACAGAAAACGUGAUACCGAGCUGACCAAACUCCGCAAGCUUCUGGAAGAUGUCCACCUGGAGUCAGAAGAAACCGCUCACCUCCUCAAGAAGAAGCACCAAGAGAUUGUGGUUGACUUCCAGGACCAAAUCGAUAAACUCACCCACAGCAAAAGCAGAGUCGAGAAAGAAAAGGCUAAAUUCCAAGCCGAAGUUUACGAGCUGUUGGCCCAAGUGGAGAACGUAACAAAGGAGAAAAUCUCAAUCUCCAAGACUUGUGAAAAACUCGAAAUCACUAUCAGUGAACUCCACGUUAAGAUCGAAGAACUGAACCGUACUAUUGUUGAUAUCACAUCUCACAAGCAGCGCCUGUCCCAGGAGAAUGUUGAGCUCAUCAAGGAAGUUCAGGACCUUAAGGUGAACAUUGAGAACGUCGUGUACCUUAGGAGCCAGUUGGCAAGCCAGCUCGAGGACGCGCGUCGUAGGCUCGAAGACGAUGAGAGGAGGCGCUCUCUGCUCGAGGCCAACCUACACCAGGUUGAAAUCGAUUUGGAAUCGGUUCGCGUGCAAUUAGAAGAAGAGUCUGAGGCGCGUUUGGACCUUGAGCGCCAAUUAGUCAAAUCCAAUGGCGAAGUUCAGCACUGGAGGUCCAAGUACGAAGCUGAGGCUGCGGCAAGAGCUGAAGAAAUCGAGGAGAUCCGCCGCAAGUACUCCAUCCGCAUCCAGGAACAAGAAGAACAAAUCGAGACCCUCAUCGCCAAGAUCAGCAACGUUGAGAAGCAGAAGUCCCGUCUUCAGUCUGAGGUUGAAGUGCUCAUCAUCGACCUGGAGAAGGCCAACGGAACGGCCCGGGAGCUCCAAAAGAGGACGGAACAGCUGGAACGUGUCAACAUCGAGAUCAAGUCUCGCCUGGAAGAAACGGUGCAGCUUUACGAACAGAGCCAGCGUGACUUACGUAACAAGCAAACCGAAAUCCAACGCAUUUCUCAUGAGCUCGACAAGACUCGUGAACAGAAGGAUGCCCUCGGUCGCGAAAACAAGAAACUGGGUGAUGAGUUGCACGAUGCCCGCGCCAACAUCACGGAGUUGACCCGCCGUCUUCACGAGCUCGAGAUCGAGCUGCGCCGUCUUGAGAACGAGCGAGAAGAACUCACCGCUGCCUACAAGGAAGCUGAAGCCGGUCGCAAAGCCGAAGAGCAACGUUCUCAGAGGCUGACCGCUGAAUUCGGCCAGUUCCGCCAUGAGGCUGAACGUCGCCUUCAGGAGAAGGAAGAAGAAAUUGAAUCCAUCCGCAAACAGACCAGUAUUGAAAUUGAGCAGUUGAAUGCUCGUGUUGUUGAGGCUGAGACUAAACUCAAGACCGAGGUGACCCGCAUCAAGAAGAAGCUCCAGAUCCAGAUCACAGAACUCGAGCUGUCCCUUGAUGUCGCUAACAAGACCAACAUUGAUCUUCAGAAGACCAUUAAGAAACAAUCUCUGCAGCUCACUGAGAUCCAAAGUCACUACGAUGAGGUCCAGAGGCAAUUGCAAGUAACUCUUGACCAGUAUGGUGUCGCUCAACGCAGAAUUCAGUCUCUCACUGGCGAGGUUGAAGAAAUCCGUGGCAAUUACGAACAGGCCCUCCGUGCCAAGCGCACUGUUGAACAGUCCUUCGAAGAGGCGCAAACCCGUAUUAACGAGCUCACAGUCAUCAACGUCAAUCUGUCCAGCAGCAAGGCCAAGAUUGAGCAGGAGCUGGCUGUGGUUGCCGCUGACUACGACGAGAUCACCAAGGAGCUGCGCGUAGCUGACGAAAGAUACCAGCGCGUUCAGACUGAACUAAAACAUACCGUUGAACACUUACACGAGGAACAAGAAAGGAUUGUUAAGGUCGAAGCUGUUAAGAAGUCUCUCGAAAUCGAAGUCAAGAAUCUCUCUGUACGUCUGGAGGAAGUUGAAGCAAAUGCCAUAGUUGGUGGCAGGCGCAUCAUCAGCAAACUCGAGGCCCGCAUCAAGGAUAUGGAACUGGAGAUGGACGAGGAGAAGAGGAGGCACGCUGAAACCAUCAAGAUCCUCCGCAAGAAGGAGCGUCAACUCAAGGAAGUCAUAAUCCAAUGCGAGGAAGAUCAGAAGAACAUCUCUCUCCUCCAGGACUCACUGGAGAAAUGUACUCAGAAAGUUAACAUCUACAAGAGGCAGUUGACGGAACAGGAGGGCGUUUCUCAACAGAGCGUAACACGGGUACGCCGAUUCCAGCGCGAACUGGAAGCCGCCGAAGACCGCGCUGACGUCGCUGAGAGCAAUCUCUCACUCAUCCGUGCCAAGCACCGCACCUUCGUCACCACCUCCACGGUGCCCGGCUCCCAGGUCUACCUGGUCCAGGAGUCCCGCGCUCUCAGCACAGAGUGAAAAGCCAGUCUUCCGCCCCGCCCCACCAGCAUUUUUUUCACCACUCGAUAAAGGGGCGCAAUUCCGGUCGGGUAUAAACCUAGUCGUUCGUUAAGUGAUGUUUGAAUUCCGAUAGAUAGCGCUAGUGAGCGUGCGAGCACAGUAGCGCCAUCUAGACGAUGCCGGAAUUGCGAACGGGGACGCUCGCUCAGCGGCUAGGCUCGCCCUAACGUUGCCGUGUCUCCACAGUACUAUGGCUGGCCGCCGACCUAGCGUCCCCUGAGAUUUUUUCUAUUGUAAUACCAAAUCAAAUCAAUAAAGGAACCAAAAACUCA